Sarcophilus harrisii (Tasmanian devil) is the source of this 362-nucleotide messenger RNA. RefSeq names its product ATP synthase membrane subunit e (gene ATP5ME). The coding region runs from base 88 to 303 and encodes 71 amino acids. The transcript has 4 exons. Gene Ontology annotation, biological process: proton motive force-driven ATP synthesis. Lineage: Eukaryota; Metazoa; Chordata; Mammalia; Dasyuromorphia; Dasyuridae. The record is from RefSeq and is a predicted model, not a curated record. Gene Ontology annotation, molecular function: proton transmembrane transporter activity.
UCAGCCACGCCCCUUCCGUCCUUGCUCUCUCCCACCUCUGCCCAGCAACUGUUCUUUCUGCUUCCGGGUCUAGUGUCAGCGGAAAAAAUGGUGGCGCCCGUGAAUGUCUCCCCUCUGAUCAAGGUGGGACGGUAUUCGGCCCUGCUCUUGGGCAUAGUGUACGGAACGAACCGCUAUGCCUACCUGAAGCCCCGGGCAGAAAAAGAACGGAAACUAGAAGCAGAGAGAAAAAAGAAGGAAGAAGAAAUGAGGAAAGUUCAGCAGCAAUUGGAAGAAGCCCGAGGCGACACCAUAUUGAAAUAAGAUUUGCUGUGUUUUCUUCUGCGAGAGUUGUGGUGUAAUAAAGCUUUCUAUGAUGUCUU